AUGUCCAUCUUAGGUGAAAAUGGAGGUUGCGCUUAUGAUAUCAGGCGUGCUUUUGCUAAGACUCUGGCAAAUAGCAGUUUGGGACCCUGUGCCAUCAGCCUCAAUUUACAGAUGAUGGUAGGUGCUUUUCAUGGGCAUGCUCAUAACCGACACUGCCAAUUGGACUGGCACCCAAUGUAUAUUGAUGGCACUGGCCAUACGGAGGGCAAGGGGGCGAGCAUGUGUUGUGUCUUCAAAUGA
Messenger RNA from Suillus subaureus, 240 nucleotides. RefSeq lists its product as uncharacterized. The transcript has a single exon. The record is from RefSeq and is a predicted model, not a curated record. Bases 1 to 240 code for a protein of 79 amino acids. Lineage: Eukaryota; Fungi; Basidiomycota; Agaricomycetes; Boletales; Suillaceae.